Doryrhamphus excisus (bluestripe pipefish) is the source of this 2159-nucleotide messenger RNA. Its product is annotated as putative N-acetyltransferase camello. Gene Ontology annotation, molecular function: N-acetyltransferase activity. Lineage: Eukaryota; Metazoa; Chordata; Actinopteri; Syngnathiformes; Syngnathidae. The record is from RefSeq and is a predicted model, not a curated record.
UUAUACGAAGGUCGAACAUCGCGGUCGCUGCGAUGGCAUAGCAUCGACGCUGCUAGCUAGCCGCUAGCUAAUCCUUGAAAGGGAUGCGUAACUUGUUUGCGACCCGUCCCUUUCGAAAGUGAGCACAACUGUUAUAUAUUUGGACCUAACCAUUUGGAUUCAUUUAAAGAUAAUAUCAGCAAGUAAUAUCACCAAGAAGCCAUUUAGCCUGCUUUAUUAUGAUAACCACGUCAUGUCAUGUGACUGCACUGAUUUGAGGUCAGAGGACGGCAACCAACGACGCUCAAGUUAGCAUCGGUAUGCUAGCUGCCUAUUCGGCACUUUGCGAGUCAAAUGUAAAUUUAAGGUAAAAAAAGUGCAGUUCGACUGUUUUUGUUUGUAUUUUUAAAUAGUGACGCUUCUUGAUGCUAAAACAUUUCACACAUUUUAGACUUCCUGCGCUGAGCGAUGGCCGCUGUCCAGAUCCGGAAGUACUGUGACGACGAUGCUGAGACGGUGAAGGAGCUCUUCUCGCUGGGCAUGAGCGAGCACGUGCCCUCCUCCUUUGUGCACCUCCUGAAGCAGCCGCUCACCCAGAUGGUACUCAUGUGCACCUUCUGCGCCCUCCUGACCAGCUCCAAAUCCUUCCUGCUGCCCAUCCUGACUGUCACGCUGCUGCUCGCCGCCGCCCGCCAGCUUGUGGUCUACCAGUUCAACAGCUACAUCGAGAUGUCCUACAAGCAGGACCUGAACACCAUCGACGAGACUUACAUGAAAGGCGAGGACUCGUGCUUCUGGGUGGCGGAGAAGGAGGGUCAGGUGGUGGGCAUGGUGGCGUGCCUGCCCAACCAGAACGUCCCGGAGUGCUUGGAGCUGAAGCGCCUGUCUGUGCGGCGCAGUCACCGCGGCAGGGGCGUGGCCAAAGCGCUGUGUCGGAAAGUGGCGGACUUUACCCGCGAGCGAGGCUGCCCCGCCGUCCUCCUCUACACCUCGGUGGUCCAGACUGACGCUCAGAAGCUCUACGAGCACAUGGGCUACGACAAGGUGCGCGAGUUUGUCGUUCCUGACGUCCUCGCCAAGCUCAUGAACUUCUCUCUCUUUGAGUACAGACUGGAUUUGCAGAAAGACAAAAAAGGAAACUGAGGUAAACACCACAGCUGGACUCUUCUUUUUAAUCUCUGAAUUGAAUUGAACUGAAUUGAAUGCACAUUGGGAAAAACACGACAAUAAUUGAAUCCUAUUGGGAUUGGCCGCCUUUGAGGUUUUUUUAAUGCAUGGAACACAGCUCACAGAAUUUGUAGCACUAUUUAAGAUGUCAACAUAAGCCAAAAAAUGUGAUCUCUUUCUGCAAUUUUAAUAAUUUUUGCUGAUAGAUACAACAUAAUUCAAAAGGCAGUUAACAGAUGAAUUUUAGCUGAUUGUUUUGCUCAUUGGGACACACUGUGGUUGUCUCCCACCAUGCAUUUUAGGUAACAUGAAUAGAAGUCAUUUUUCCACUGCUUCUCCUCACGAGGGCCGCGGGGGGCGCUGGAGCCUAUCCCAGCUGUCUUCGGGCGUGAGGCGGGGUACACCCUGGACUGGUCGCCAGCCAAUCACAGGGCACAUAUAGACAAACAACCAUUCACACUCACAUUCAUACCUAUGGACAAUUUGGAGUGGCCAAUUAACCUAGCAUGUUUUUGGAAUGUGGGAGGAAACCGGAGUACCCGGAGAAAACCCACGCAUGCACGGGGAGAACAUGCAAACUCCACACAGAGAUGCCCGAGGGUGGAAUUGAACCCUGGUCUCCUAGCUGUGAGGUCUGCGCGCCAACCACUAAACACCGUGCUGCCCAUGAAUAGAAGUCAUCCAAUUAAUUUAAAAAAAGUUUUAAUAGUCUGGUUAAAGUGAUUGUUAGUCGUUUUUGACACCAAUUGUUUAUAUUUCUUGUUAAACAUGAACAUAAUACGUCCUGUUUUUGUUGCGUCAGCCUGAUUUACUGUUUCCGGUUGUCGUUUACAUAUAAUUGGCGUGGUUUUCUUAUGCAAAUUAUUUAAUUGGCCUUCGGGACCAUCGUGACUGAUCUGAUGAACUCUGCCUAGCAACGAAUAAAUGACCGUGACAGAUAUUUGAUAUGUGGGGAGAUUCUUUGGUAUUUGACAAUUUAAUUAAAAGUUCCGAAUAAACAAAUCAAGGUGUGA